Molecule: messenger RNA, 1446 nt
Organism: Annulohypoxylon truncatum
Lineage: Eukaryota; Fungi; Ascomycota; Sordariomycetes; Xylariales; Hypoxylaceae
Exons: 5
Coding region: 1-1446 (481 amino acids)
Source: RefSeq, a predicted model, not a curated record
AUGUCUACCUGCACAGCCGAGUUAGGCUGCGCCGCAGUGACAUUCAGUGCCGAUCCGGACAUCGCUGGAAUUGGGGUUAUUCUUGCUUUCUUGGUAUCUGCUUGGUCAAGUUUAUUAAUUAUCACCAUCGAAUAUUUCUCUCUGCAUGGGGACGACGUCAACUUCAAUUCGAACGCACUCGACGGACUAUUGAAGGAGUAUAUCUGGAAGUUGACGAAACGCCUCAACAAACCCUGGACCCUUGGAGAUGUUCAGCCAGCUAUUUUGUUGGUUAGCGACCAACAACUAAUCACCGGCAUCGCGAUCCUCAGUGUAGGCUAUAUCCAACACUGCACUAUUACCCAGUACCACUUCUAUAUAAUCUACUUGCUUGGAUUUAUCUCCUCUCAAGUUUUUGACGCCUCCCUUCACGCUCUCAAUCUGUACGUCGAUAGGCGUCCAUCCAUGAAACUAUGGAGAGCAACCCUGAUGAGCAUCCUUUUCGGUAUGCUUAUCCUCAACUCAUUCGUUGUAGAUCAUGACGAGUUCCUUGUAUAUGACGACGACGAUGAUAUUUGGUAUCUUGGGUCGUCUACUCAAUGUGUAUGGAACAAAUUCAUCGGCUCGAGCCAUUACCGAUACUCACUCUUAGACCUAUUCAUAUCCUUGAUUGUAUUGAUAUGGGCUUACUUCGGGGACAUGCAACUGUUCUACCCUCGUAUUUUCAAGCCGCUCGGAUGGAUUCUCAAAGUCUUCCAAGCACCAUUACUGGGUCUCCUUAGACUUCACGACCAAAUAGACAAGAAGAUGUCGGGAGCGGAGCCUACUUCCACCAGAUCACUAAUAUACCAAACCUCCAACUUCCAACCUCUCAAUCCAAACUCCAAACCGAACACCGACACACCGGACAUGAUCCUCCCCCGCGCCGUAAAGAACCGAAGGCGCAAAGGCUCCGGCUUCAAGUCCGGCACCAACCACUACUACGGCAGCAGCGGCGGCGGCGGCGGCGGAUCCCACCUCCCCGUCUGGGCCUACAUCGUCAUCGCAGUUAGCGUGCCCGAAACCUGCCUAACACAAAACUCCCCCCUCUCCCCAGAAUACCUCCAACCCGACCCCCUCAAGCGGCGGCGGCGCCUAGCCCCGGCCCUCGGCCACGCCGCCUGGAAGGCGUUCCGGUACGCGACGCCCAUCCAGCCCAUCCUCUGGGCGAGCCGGAAGCUGGCGGCGCGGCUCCGCGCCGGCCGGGGCGCGAAGAACGUCGGCGGGACCUUCUACCGGAAGAUCGAGGAGGGGGAGAAGGGACAUGGACAUGGACAGGGACGGGAGCAGGAGCAGGAACAGGAACAGGGGAUGCGGGAUGUAGUAGGUAGUAGUAGUGGCGGGAAAAAUGGCGGCGAGCUCGUAGGAGCGGAGCCGCCUUCCAAGGUGCGCGGCGAGUCGCUUAUGUCCCCCCGUGGUGAUUUCUGA